This is a messenger RNA of Cuculus canorus (common cuckoo), 4789 nucleotides long. It is a transcript of the gene C2CD2L, whose product is annotated as C2CD2 like. Gene Ontology annotation, biological process: positive regulation of insulin secretion involved in cellular response to glucose stimulus. Bases 1 to 2010 code for a protein of 669 amino acids. NCBI's taxonomy places the organism in Eukaryota, Metazoa, Chordata, Aves, Cuculiformes, Cuculidae. Gene Ontology annotation, cellular component: cytoplasmic side of apical plasma membrane. The record is from RefSeq and is a predicted model, not a curated record. Gene Ontology annotation, molecular function: phosphatidylinositol transfer activity; phosphatidylinositol binding. The transcript has 14 exons.
AUGGGCGCGGAGCCGGGCUGGGUCGCGCUGGUGCUGCUGUUCGCCGCGUCGCUGCUCACCGUGGCGGCCUGGCUGCUGCAGCAGUGCCGGGCGGUGGCGCGGCGGAGGGGCGGGGCGGGCCGCGAGGCGCCGCUGGCCGCGCUGCUCGCCCUGCGGGCGCUGCGGGAGCCGUGGCGGCGCGCCUGGGUGCGGGCGCUCAACGGGCAGGCACGGCGGCACGGGAGUUCCGUGCAGAUCACGUUUGAAGAGGGUCCCCAGUUACCGCCAGCCGCAAAUAUCAGUUGUGUGACGUGCAAGGAACAGUCGGAUCACAGCAUGGUGCUAUCCUGCCGUCUGUCAGCUGAGGCUGUGAAAUUCCCCGUCUCUGUUACACAGCAAUCCCCAGCUGCUGUUUCUGUGGACACCUAUCAUGUCACCUUGGCUGUGCUGCAGGCCCAGGUGGAGAUCCACUUGGAGGAGAUAGAGAAUGAAGGUCUCCUAGUGUCAUGGAUGUUCAAGGACAGACCAGACUUGAACCUCUCUGUUCUUCCAAAACUUCAACUUCGUGAGAACGAAGGGAGAGCGAAUCUAUCCACCAUCAAGGAUCUGAUCGAGGAUACCAUUGUCAGCACGCAGCCAGCAAUGAUGGUGAACCUGAAGGCCUGCCCUGCUGGAGCUGGUGCGGUAACUAGUAAUAAGUUGACUCGAGAGUCCCCAUCCAGAGUAGCAGCAGCGCCUCAGGGUUCUAAGCUGUUGCUCCGGAAUCUUCGAGUGUUGAACUUGGGCUGCCAGGGGAAGGGAGGAGUUGGGGAGAUCCGCUGUGUGGCAGAGCUGGAUAGUCCCCUGCAGCAGAAGCGGACGAGGCCGGUGACAGCCAGCAUUGCCAGUGCUGCAGCAGAGAUGGAGUGGAACGAGGAGUUGCUUCUGGAGCUGGGACCUAGAAGUAAAGAGCUGAAGCUACAGGUGUUGGGGAACACUGAUGGAGGGGGAAAUGUGCUGCUGGCACAUGCCACACUUUUGCUUGAUUCUUUGGGCAAACAGCCAUCUGGGAGACAGGUCUGCUCACUGGCCCCAGGAGCUGGGCAGUCACUGGCAGCUGAAGCUACCAUUAUAUUGGAGCUGCUAUUCCAAGAGUCUCCUGCAUCUCUGAAUGCUCAGCAUGCCUCAUCUUUGCGAACUAGCAUCACUCCCACUAAGAAGGUGGAGAUGGACCGGACCAUCAUGCCUGACGGCACCAUCGUGACCACUGUCACCACGAUCCAGUCCCGGCCCAAGGCAGACUGCAAACUGGAUUCACCAUCCAGGUCGCCUUCCAAGGUGGAAGUGACUGAAAAGAAGACAACAGUGCUUUUGGAGAGUGGCUGCCCUCGCAGCCCCUUGCCCAGUGGUAGCCGAGAUAACCAUAUGCCCAAUGGCUUGGAUCCGGUGGCCGAGACAGCAAUCAGGCAGCUAACUGAGACGAAUAACAAGCCCGCCAAGAAGACCCCAACAAAACGUAGCACGCUGAUCAUCUCAGGAGUUUCCAAGGUACCCAUUGCUCAAGAUGAAAUGGCCCUUUCUUUGGGUUAUGCCGCAUCCUUGGAGGCCACAGCAUGUGGGGAUUCUGCGGCAGAGCGCACAGCUGACCAGAUGCACGAUUCUACUGAAUCAUCACAGCUGCUGGAAACGUCACCCUCAGGACAAAGGGCCAGUCAGGAGCUGGAUGAGACAACACGGUCGGACAUCUCAGAGAGACCAUCGGUGGAAGAUGUUGAGUCUGAAACUGGCUCCACUGGAGCCCUUGAAACCAGAAGCCUGAAAGAUCACAAAGUAAGCUUUCUUCGGAGUGGUACCAAGCUAAUUUUCCGGAGAAAAAGCAAGCAGAAGGAAGCGGGCUUGAGCCAGUCACAUGAUGACUUGUCCAACGUCACCGCCAACUCUGUCACUAGGAAGAAAACUGGGAGCUUCUCCCGCCGGCUCAUCAAGCGCUUCUCUUUCAAGUCUAAAUCCAAACCCAAAGCUAGCGACAGCACAACAGCGGGUGAGAACUGAAGCAGGGAGAAGCCUGUUGGAAAGUCUGUGCAGAGAUCCUUUUCUAGUCUCUUGUCUUACCACUCUGCGGUAUCUGUGGUCUACAGUCCAGUUCCUUCCAACCCUGGCUAAGGGAAGACACCCCAGUGCUUUACGCUGUUUGGGGACUGGAGGUGGCGAACCUGGAGCUGAGGCUGCUCGUCUGCCUUGGUUCAGCCCUCUCUGACUGUCGUACCCCACCAUGCUCUCCCAGAAAAUCCAGGUGGCGUGCAGAGAUCCCAGGAACUGCAGAAGCCUGCGUAGCUGUCUGGCAUCACUGGGUGUGUCCUGGAAAGGGCAGGAGGGCCUCUCAAGUGGCAGCCCUCAGAGUUAAAUAUUGAGAAACUUUAAGAUUUAGCUGUGUUGCUACGGUGCCGAGAAUUGUGGGCUGUAGCCUCGCUCAGGUCUUCUAGCGUGGCAACAACGCGGUUACUGGUCAUCUGAAUGCACUUAUUGCUUCUGCUUGGUGCAGAGGCUGUAACCUGACUGUGGUGCAGUGCGGGGUGAUGUGUUCCCGGGCUGUGAGCUGUCAAGAGAACAAGCUGCGGUUCUCAACCUGGCUCUGCCAUUGAAAUCAGACAGUGCUGAGGGGUGCCUGCUUCCUGUGCUGUGCCAGUGAUGGAAAGAGUCUCUAAGAAGAAGGAAGUUGUUACGACUGGGUGAGCUUUUGUAGAAGCACGAGCCCUUGCAUGAGCGCCAGGUCGGUCCUGUUGGUGCUGCCGCUCCAUGAGACAGCACUCCUUCUGCGUUCCUGUUCUUCAGUGGGGAAGGGGCUGUCCUGCACGUGUGCACUAUCUGUUGUGUGAGUGGAACCCUUCCCCUUAGGGCCAGUCGGUGGUUCCAGAGUGUGUUUCCAGCAGGGUGCCAAGCCAUCUUCCAGACCUGUGGAACACCUGGUCUCUCACACUCUGUUGGUUCUCACACUGAGGACUGUCAUCGUGCUGGCAAUGGACGGCAAGGAAUGUAGUGAUGCUAGCAAAAGGGCAGUCUGAUGUGGAGCCUGAAGCCACAUGGCAGAAAGAGGCAAGAGUUUACAUGUUUUCACUGGUCAAGGGGUUUCCUGGAGUAGAAGGAGACUUUCUUGAUUGCACGAGGUGUUUCUGUUCUUCUAGCAACCACCAUCCACCAUCUUCAAACAGGGGGCAUUUCUGUGGUGGGUAUUUGCGGAGGGAGAGGUGCACAGGAGAAAAUCGACUCCUUGCGUGGGAGGAGGCUGCCCUUAUAGAUGAAUGUUUUUUUCAGUCUCCUGAUGUUCACACAUUGUGAAUAUCCCCAGAGGCUCUGUAACGAAGUUCUUUGGAGGAAUGCUCAUGGGCUGUCAGUGCGCCUGGUUUGAACGGAAGCUCCUGCUGUCCUCUGGGUUUUAUAGUUAAGGAGAGAGGGCAAAGGGGAGGAAAAACCUCAUUGUAGAGCAGUUGCCCAGGCCUGGCUGGAAUCACCACCUCUGUUGUCCUGUUCCGAUACCUCCUGAGGUGGGGACUGUCACCUUAUCUUAUGCAGGAUGUGAACAACUGAGAAAGCAGUUGUUAUUUAAUGCACACUGUCAAGAGAACACGUUGUGUUCUUCAGAAGGACAAAUCCUGGCUUACUGGUAUGGUGGUUGUGCGUCAUUUCCAAAGACCGGGAUGUGUUUAGUAUGACCCUGCAAAAAGAUUUACAGACGGGAAUUUCAGGGCAUCUCUUGAAAAUGUCUGGAGGAAGGAAAGGUCAGAGGUGCCAAGGGCUUGAACUGAAAGUGCCGGUGCACGCCAGCAGGAGGGACUCAUUCCUUUUCUGCUGCCAUUUCCCUACAAAGUUGGGCACAUGUGAGAAGCUGGCUGACCAAGAACCUCUUCUCCAUCUGUUUGUUUUGGUCCAGGAGGCUUUCUGCGGUCCCUGAGCUCUUUCAUGUCUUUUAUUCUUUGUUUCUUUCCUCGUCCACAUGGUACUGUAGCUUUUUUCGCAGCUCUGUGCCCUUCGGAUGUCAGAGCGCUUGCCAUUUCUCAUUGAAAAUCACUUUCACCAAUGUGAGCGACUGGUUCGUGCUGCUGGAAGUUGGCAAUCUGCGGCUUACCUCUCGCCAUCCGGUUUGACGUAGCCUUCAUCAGUGCAGUGAAGGGUCAGUGCAGUGUCACUCACAGCACUGUCCUUUGUAGGCAUGCCGUUGUUCCCGGAGCUUGGCGGCAGCUUUGGUUCCGAUUUGCAGCUAUGACUGCCUGUGUCCUAACAGUACUUAACGCUUCAGGUUUUGUUCUUUUUUAAUACCUUAUUAAGGUUGCUUCGAAUAAAAAGUGCUGGCUGAGCCCUGACAGCACUGCUUCUCUGGUGCAACGGCUGUGAAACCUGGCCUUAGAAAUGCUGGUUUGAAUGGAAAGGGACUUUCUGAAGAGCCGGCAACCGUUUAGUUGUGGGUUUAUCACAGGACAAUCUGCCGGUCUGGUUUAAUAGUCCUGCAUUCUUUUAAACAGCAAGAGCACCUUGAGUUGUCUCAAUGCGGAGCAGCUGGAGGCGAAUACCGGAGGCUCCCACCCACCUCCAAAGUGUGAAUUGGGCUCAUGUACAUGAGGAGGGCCGCCAGGGCAAGCAAACGUUUUUGCCAUGUGCUUGAAGUGGCAAAGGCAAGUGAGGUUCAUGUCCAACCAACACGUGCCUAGAUUUUGACUGGAAUAUUUUGGUCUGGCUUGGAGAAGGGAGGUACUGGGAAAGCUAGGAGUAAAACCAAAGCUUGAAUUCCUCACUGGACUUGGGGAUCUCUUCGUAUUCUUAUUAAACAUGCAGUUCC